AUGCACCAUGAGCGCAUGCUAACGCAGGUGUUCCACAGGAGACGUACUGAGCAGAGUCAGGGAGGAGAUGGAUCAGAGGCCAGCAGCAGGGACAAGGAUGUAGGGUCUUUACAGACAGGACCACAGUAUGGAAGGCGAAUGAUGACUGGUUACCUGUCUUCAAAAGGAAUCCAAGCAUCUGAGGGACGUGUUGGUAGUGUCUUGAGACAAGUUAACCAACCAUAUCAUGCUGAUCGUUGUCUGAGAUUGAGGAACCUGAAUCCAGUGCCGUACAGUGCUGAAUACAUGGGUCACAAACUGCACUUGGAUCAAAAUGAAAAGCUGGUGAUGUUUGGGGUGACACAUGUCCUCGCUGUAGAUGGUUUCUCCAGCAAAAUUGUCAGCCAUUCAACAAUGCCUGUCAAAAACAACCUGACAAUAUAUCAAGAGGUGUUCAGAAAUGCGGUCCUGCAGUACGGCAUGUGGGACCAGAUCCGUGUAGACCACGGAAAAGAGUUCUACUUGACCCUCUUCAUGCAGGAGAAACUGGCAAGCCACAGAAAUAACACAGUGAGGCAGCCAUAUUUGCAAACGGCGUCAACACAGAAUCAUAUUGUUGAAAGGAUGUGGGCAGAAGUCAACAACAGAGUGAACUACCCACUGAAAACGGCUCUCCUCCAGCUCGUAGACCAGGAGGAACUUGACAUGGAGGACAACGUGACACGAUACUGUGUCUCCACACUCACAUGUCAGGUAGCAGAGCUUGGACUUGGUCGGAUGGUGCAGUCCUGGAAUGCACACAGGAUCCAAGGAAAAGGUUUUCCAAAUCAACUGGCUCUGGGUGGAUGCCCAAAGAAACUGCCGGCAGAUUGUUUGCCAGAGGCUGCAGAAGCUGCACAAGCUUACCGCCAGGAAGUGGGGUCAUCGCUGACGCAAGUCUCCCUUUUUGGGAGAAACCCAUUCUCCACAGCUGAACAACAAACAGCAGCUGAAAAUGAAUUUGCACAGCAAUACUUGGACAUUUCUGUGCUCUACGACAAUGCUGUGAACAACAAUCCGACCAGUUAUCAAAGCGGGAUCAAGGACCUCAUCAACAUUGUAAAGAGAUAUGUGUAGAGAGAUCUGAAACGUCACCAACAUUUUUGUAACAUAAUGUUCUUCAUAUAUUUUUCUUUUUUCUGACUUUGUUUUUGUUAUUCUUGUAUUAAAGACUGUUGUUUUUUCA
This is a messenger RNA of Acanthochromis polyacanthus (spiny chromis), 1204 nucleotides long. RefSeq lists its product as uncharacterized. The transcript is spliced from 6 exons. Bases 1 to 1095 code for a protein of 364 amino acids. Lineage: Eukaryota; Metazoa; Chordata; Actinopteri; Pomacentridae. Gene Ontology annotation, molecular function: nucleic acid binding. The record is from RefSeq and is a predicted model, not a curated record.